Molecule: messenger RNA, 657 nt
Organism: Helianthus annuus (common sunflower)
Lineage: Eukaryota; Viridiplantae; Streptophyta; Magnoliopsida; Asterales; Asteraceae
Product: G-box-binding factor 1-like
Exons: 2
Coding region: 1-657 (218 amino acids)
Source: RefSeq, a predicted model, not a curated record
AUGGGUGGACCUUCACAUGCGGUGCCGGAAGAUAAUCCUCCGCCAGUUUCUUAUGCACCACCGCCACCGCCCGUGGGUUUUGAAAACCCAAUACCAACAUACCCAGCUUCAUCUGGGUAUAACCCAUUUGAAUAUCCAACUCAUACAGAUUAUGGAUAUCAAGCCCCUGCCCAAGAUCCAUAUCUUGAGGCAGCACAAUAUAAUGCACUUUAUCCUUCACCGUUUCCUCCAGCUUACCCAACUGGAUAUCCAGUGCAAGGGUAUCAAUACCCACCGUAUCAACAACCUCCUCCUCCUCAACAACUUCAAACUCGACAAAUUCUACAGAGGUUGGACCAGGUUGAGCAAAAAGCAGACGGAACCAAUAAGAAGCAUAACAAAUUUCUCAAGGGCCUUACGAACCUCAUAAAAAGUACUCAAAUCAUGGUUGGCUCUGACGAAGCAAACAGUCAUCCUGAAGAAGGAAACAAUAAUACCAGGAUAAAUAUUACUGGUGCUGAAUUACAAGUGAUGAUAACCGUAGCGGUUGCUCAAGCUGUGGAUAAUAAGUUUAAGGAGCUGAGUAAUGUUCGGUCCAAAACUCAUAUGAAGUCCCUAUCUCAUUCGCAUACACUAAAGAAGGAUGAGUCUCAACACUCAUCUAAUCAGAAAAGCUAA